AUGCAAGAAUUACUUCUUGCCUUGAAAAAAGGCCAACAAGAACUUCAGAAGGAGCAAGAAAAAAUACGUCUAGAAAUUUCCGAUAUGCACAAAAACAUGAAUAGCCAAACAAAUCUAGAGCCAACUCCAGUCCAUGAUAAUAUUGGUGGACCAGUUCUAAGACCAGUUCCAAAUAUAAAGGCCAUAACUCUGAGACAUAUAUGCAAAAUGAUGGGCCAAGAUCUUGGGGACCAAAUCCAAGCUGGAGCUUCAUAUCCCAAGAAGACAAGAGCUACAUGUGCACCAGGCAUGCACUUUUACUCAAAAGACACAGCAUAG
This is a messenger RNA of Phycomyces blakesleeanus NRRL 1555(-), 318 nucleotides long. RefSeq lists its product as hypothetical. NCBI's taxonomy places the organism in Eukaryota, Fungi, Mucoromycota, Mucoromycetes, Mucorales, Phycomycetaceae. The coding region runs from base 1 to 318 and encodes 105 amino acids. The transcript has 3 exons. The record is from RefSeq and is a predicted model, not a curated record.